This is a messenger RNA of Trichosporon asahii var. asahii CBS 2479, 1638 nucleotides long. RefSeq lists its product as uncharacterized. The record is from RefSeq and is a predicted model, not a curated record. Gene Ontology annotation, molecular function: DNA binding. NCBI's taxonomy places the organism in Eukaryota, Fungi, Basidiomycota, Tremellomycetes, Trichosporonales, Trichosporonaceae. The transcript has 2 exons. The coding region runs from base 1 to 1638 and encodes 545 amino acids.
AUGUCCUCGUACACGCCGGAAGACGCGCCGGCGACGAUAGCGGCGCAGAUGGACAUGUCGUCCGAGCUCGCGAACCAGGCGGCGGCCGAGGCCGCCGUCGCGGCCGCGAUCAAACACGCGCAAAACGUCGACUCGCACCACACCUCUCACUCCCACGCACACCAUCCACCACACGCCCACGCCCACGCGCACAGCCAGCCACGGUCCGAGUCUUCCUCGUCUGCACCUCAUGCUGUUGGGGGUGUAUCGGCCUCAGCGUCUCCGGGUCCUCAGCCCGGCCAGGGCCCGCCCCCGCCAGCACCGUACCGCCGCCCGCCUUCCUUCCCCUUCGGCCCGCCGCACCGGCAAGCGCCUGACAGUCCGCUGUCGAAUGCCCAGCAACUCGUGAUCCUGCGCGAGUUUUACGCACGCAAUCCGAACCCCGGCCGCAGGGAGUUGGAACAACUCGCAGAGCGCACGGGACGGCCAUGGAAUAAGAUCAGGGAGUACUUCCGCCAGCGCCGGAACAAGCUCCGCGGCCUCGCGGAUUUGGAGAGCAUGGAUGAGCCCGGACGUGCAACGGGGUGGCUGCAGGUCAGCUACCGGCCACAGCCUGGGGCUUCCGUGUCCCAGCUCGCGCUGUACAAUGCGUAUCGGUCCAGGUUUGACCCGUACGCGACCACAGCGCCGCUGCUGGGCGGACAGGAACUGAUCCAGCUCGCGUGCGCUACCUUCCCCGGAUGCGAGAUGGCGAGGGACGAGGGCGACUACGUCCUGCGAGGGCUGAGGGAUAAAGAGGGAGGAAGCGAGGAAUGGGACCGGAGCGUGGAUGCGCUCGUCGAGCCGCUGCGGAGUACGACAUGGCUGUUGUCCAACUUCCAGCACCAGACCGAACCCGGUGCACCCUCGAUUACGCAGACAGAGCUGUACUCGAGCUACGCUGCGCGAUUCCUCGAGCCGCCGACAGGACAGGCAGAGGACGACGAGCUGAAGGACUUCGAGGCCAACAUGGCGGCGCAGGACAACGAGGGCGACAACGCGGCCUCGGGGUCCGCAUCCGCCGAGGCCGAGAACACCGCGAACAACUCUGGCGCCAACGAGUCAAGCGAAGGAGUGGAUGGCGUCGGCGUCGGCGUCGACUCGGGUGUGAGCGGCGUCUCGCAAGAGAUCGACGACAUCAACAGUUUCCUCCCUCCCGCUCCCGACUCCCCGCCCCCGCCGCAGCAGGAAGAACGCAAACCCCCACGUCUCCUGAAUCCCGUCGAGCUCAUCGCGCUCACGCGCAUGACGUUCCCCAAGGCCGAGCCCGCUGUCGACGACGAAGGGCGGUUCAUCAUCCGCGGCAUCGAGCGGCGCGACGGCGUCGAGAAGGGCCGGCCCCGUACCGCGGACAUGUUCCCGUUCGCGCUCGCUAGUCAGCCCAACCCCUCUGAUCCCGCGCAUCCGUUCACGGCGCUGCUGAAGCGGAAACUUGCGCUGCUGGAUCCGGACCCAGAACAACCGCGCAAGCGCGCGGCUGGCAUUGGGGUCAAUAUUGCCCUGCAGCCCGAGCCCGAACACGAAUUGAGCCAGGACGAGCGUGAGCUGCUCGAUGGCCUCAGGCGCUUCAGAAGCAGCAGUCUCGGCAAGGAGGUUCGAGACGUGUGUGUUCAGCAGUAG